Ceratitis capitata (Mediterranean fruit fly) is the source of this 878-nucleotide messenger RNA. RefSeq lists its product as uncharacterized. The transcript has 2 exons. The record is from RefSeq and is a predicted model, not a curated record. NCBI's taxonomy places the organism in Eukaryota, Metazoa, Arthropoda, Insecta, Diptera, Tephritidae. The coding region runs from base 289 to 663 and encodes 124 amino acids.
GGUGGAUUUAUCAUCAGAACGCAUUUGACUAAUAGAGCGCAAACAAGCAGCAGUCAGAUAGAAAUAUUGAAAACUUCAAAAAAAUAUUUAUUUUAAAGAAAUUAUUUGCUAUACACAGACAUACGUUGUACAUGUUGUGAGAGUGUAUAAAAAAAAUAAUAUCUGAUAACAGUUAAAAAUACCGUGAACGAAAUAUUUAGCAAAUUGUGGUGGAUAUAUUUGGACUAUUGGUGAAUUUCUACAGGAGAUUUGAGAAAAAUUAUUUUGUCAACUGACGAUUAUAAUAUCAUGAAAAUGAACUUUAAACUUUUCUACACCCGUUCUUGUCUAACAUUUUUGCUCAUAUUCCUUGGAAAUUAUGUUGCCCGUAUCGAUGGCAAACCAACAGUAACAUUUUUGGAUGGCUACCUUGAAAGUAUCGAUCGCGAUUAUAUCAUACCAUAUCAACAACCGAUAACCGACUAUCAUCUGAGUCGCUUAAGACGUGGCUAUUAUUACGUUGAAGAUGGCUAUAUAACAGCUAUACCCGAAUCGGCCAUAUUGGCUAAUCGGCGUGUGGAUACAGUGGCUCCAAACGGUGAUGAGACCACCGCGAAUGCAGGAAAAUAUAAGCGUACACAUGGCAAGCGUAAGAAGCUGUUCGUACCAAAUUUAUUUGGUUAAGUGCAGCGGAGAGAGGAAUAAAAGGCGAAAGAGAAGUGUAAGAUACAGAGAGACAGAGAUGGCAAUGCUAAUGUAAAUCAAUGUCAAAUAUGCGCAAAAUUUUCCUCACUUUGGUUGGAUGAUUAAUGCAUUUAUGGUGAAUUUUUGCCUUUGGUGAUUCUUGGCUGCAUUCAACACUCAGAGAUGAGAGACUGAUGAAAUAUGUAUUAAUUUUU